AUGUCCUCUUCAUCCCAAAUCGCCGAAACAUGGAUCUCCUCCUUCUGCAGCAUCCUCGGCCACGAGUACUUCGCCGAAGUGUCCGAAGACUUCAUCGAAGAUGACUUCAACCUCACCGGCCUACAGUCGCAAGUCCCGAUGUACAAAGAGGCCCUCGAAAUGAUCCUCGAUGUCGAACCCGAAGACGACGACGACGACCUCACCGACGAAGAAGACAUCUCCGUCUCCGACGACAUGCUUGACAACGGCGACCGCGGCGCUGCCAAACCCGACGACCCCUAUCGACGAAGUAGCGCCUCCCGACGCCACCAGCACAUGCGCCUCGCCUCCGACCUUUCCGUGAUCGAAGCCUCCGCCGAGCUCCUCUACGGCCUCAUCCACCAACGCUACAUUACCUCGCGCCCCGGCAUCCAACAAAUGGCCGAAAAAUACGAACUCCAGCAUUUCGGCGUGUGUCCCCGCGUGCACUGCGCCGCCGCCAAGGUGCUCCCCGUCGGCACCUCGGACACCCCCGGCGUCGACACCGUCAAGCUGUUCUGUCCCUCCUGCCUCGACAUCUACACGCCGCCCAACUCCCGCUUCCAGAGCGUCGACGGCGCGUACUUCGGCACCACGUUCGGGUGCCUGUUUUUCAUGACCUACCCGGAGGUCGAAGUCGGGAAGAUGCUGCGCGUGCCACCCGUGCUACCCGCAGCCGCUAACACCAUCGCAGGAAACGGCGGAGCCGCCGACCCAGCGAACUUGUCGAGUGGAAACUGGCUCGCAUCCCAAGAACCCACGCAAAUCAACGGUAUCGCUGCCUCGAACCUCGCGCCGGGGCUCGGCCCGGGCAAGACGUACUCCCCGCGCAUCUACGGCUUCCGGGUCUCAGAGCGCUCGCGCGCCGGCCCACGGAUGACAUGGCUGCGGUCCCGGCCGACGGACCUCAGCGAGCUGGACGAGGUGGCGGUGUAUAUCCGCGACGACAGCGAGGAGGAGGGGAGCGAGAUCGAGGAAGAUGAGGGGGGGCUAACCGAACCCGGUCGGGGAAAAAGCAGAGGCGGAAGCGGCGGUAGGGGGGUUUUGGAGUACGAUGGGUACUGGAAUUCGGGGAUGGGGAGGGAUGGAUGGGGAUCGUGA
Messenger RNA from Eremomyces bilateralis CBS 781.70, 1119 nucleotides. RefSeq lists its product as uncharacterized. The coding region runs from base 1 to 1119 and encodes 372 amino acids. Gene Ontology annotation, molecular function: protein kinase regulator activity. The transcript has 3 exons. Gene Ontology annotation, cellular component: protein kinase CK2 complex; cytoplasm. NCBI's taxonomy places the organism in Eukaryota, Fungi, Ascomycota, Dothideomycetes, Eremomycetales, Eremomycetaceae. The record is from RefSeq and is a predicted model, not a curated record.